This is a messenger RNA of Diospyros lotus (date-plum), 1645 nucleotides long. Its product is annotated as cell division protein FtsZ homolog 1, chloroplastic. Bases 209 to 1498 code for a protein of 429 amino acids. Gene Ontology annotation, molecular function: GTP binding; GTPase activity. The transcript has 6 exons. Lineage: Eukaryota; Viridiplantae; Streptophyta; Magnoliopsida; Ericales; Ebenaceae. Gene Ontology annotation, biological process: microtubule-based process; chloroplast fission; cell division. The record is from RefSeq and is a predicted model, not a curated record. Gene Ontology annotation, cellular component: cell division site; cytoplasm; chloroplast.
GAAAGAAAGCUUUGGACGGAUUUUCUUUGCUUCGGUAUUCGGAUUUUCUUGGCAACCAAACAGAUAGAUGGUGUAAGUAAAAAAAGCAAAAGCCUAUCGAUUACUAAAACCCUAAGAAAACCUGCUUGCCUUGUCCUCUCUUUCUCCCUCCAGAAGAAGCCGAGAUCCCCCCUCCCCUCGUUUUCUCGGCCACCAAACACUAGCAUUCAUGGCUGCGAUUCGUCUCACAACCCCGGCCGACUUUAUCUGCUCUUCCUCCUCCUCUUCGUCUUCGAUUCUCGCCGGGUUUACCCGGAACACGCUCUCUCCGCUUCUUCCAAGGCCCGGCUUCUCUCCCGGAGGUCGGCGGAGGAGCGCCUCCAAGCAUGAACGCUCCGGUCUCUGCUGUACCUGUGGUUCGUUUAGCCCGAUGGAGUCGGCCAAGAUUAAGGUCGUCGGCGUCGGUGGCGGUGGCAACAAUGCCGUUAACCGCAUGAUUGGCAGUGGUUUGCAGGGGGUUGAUUUCUAUGCCAUAAACACUGAUGCUCAAGCACUGCAGCACUCUUCUGCUGAGAACCCCCUUCAAAUUGGAGAGCUUUUGACUCGUGGGCUUGGUACAGGUGGAAAUCCUCUUUUGGGGGAACAAGCUGCAGAAGAAUCAAAGGAGGCCAUUGCAGGUGCCCUUAAAGGUUCAGAUCUCGUGUUUAUAACAGCAGGUAUGGGUGGGGGUACAGGGUCUGGUGCUGCUCCAGUUGUGGCCCAGAUUUCAAAAGAAGCGGGUUACUUGACAGUUGGUGUGGUUACCUACCCAUUCAGUUUUGAAGGUCGAAAAAGAUCCCUGCAGGCAUUGGAGGCCAUUGAGAAGUUGCAGAAAAAUGUUGAUACUCUUAUUGUGAUUCCCAAUGACCGUUUGUUGGACAUUGCUGAUGAGCAAACUGCCCUUCAGGAUGCCUUCCUUCUUGCUGAUGAUGUUCUUCGCCAAGGGGUGCAAGGAAUUUCUGACAUAAUUACAAUACCUGGACUGGUGAAUGUAGAUUUUGCAGACGUAAAGGCAGUCAUGAAGGAUUCUGGAACUGCAAUGCUUGGAGUAGGUGUUUCCUCCAGCAAGAACCGUGCUGAAGAAGCAGCUGAACAAGCAACUCUGGCUCCUCUGAUUGGAUCAUCGAUCCAAUCUGCUACCGGAGUUGUGUAUAAUAUCACCGGUGGAAGAGACAUAACUCUGCAAGAAGUGAAUAGGGUGUCUCAGGUGGUAACAAGCUUAGCAGAUCCUUCAGCAAACAUCAUAUUUGGGGCUGUUGUGGAUGAGCGUUACAAUGGGGAGAUCCAUGUGACAAUCGUUGCAACUGGUUUCACGCAGUCAUUUCAGAAAACGAUUCUGACAGAUUCGAGGGGAGCAAGGGUGGCGGAGAAAGGGACAAGAAGCCCAGACGGUCAGAAAUCGCCUGCCACUGUCAUGUCGUCACCGUCGUCAUCCACAGUUCCAUCUCGACCUGCAGCCACAAGGAAGUUCCUAUUCUAACCAUUUGUUUUCCAGUUUGUGGGAUUGCAAUUCUAGCUUUAGGCUGUGUAACGAUCUUGAUUCCUCUUUCCUCUAUCUUUGUAUCAGAAUAUGCCAUUUUUGUUUUUGCCCGCAUAGAGAAUUAACUUCCCCAGUUCCCAUUUUUUA